Molecule: messenger RNA, 2517 nt
Organism: Jaculus jaculus (lesser Egyptian jerboa)
Lineage: Eukaryota; Metazoa; Chordata; Mammalia; Rodentia; Dipodidae
Gene: Arhgef25
Product: Rho guanine nucleotide exchange factor 25
Exons: 15
Coding region: 435-2171 (578 amino acids)
Biological process (GO): axon guidance
Cellular component (GO): cytoplasm; plasma membrane
Molecular function (GO): guanyl-nucleotide exchange factor activity
Source: RefSeq, a predicted model, not a curated record
GCGCAACGCCGCUGGCCCUGGGAGUCGGCUCCCGCUCCUCCCCUCCCGGGCCUAGAGCCGCCCCCAGGCCGAGCCCGGAGACGGGGCUGCAGCUGCUGCCGCAUCCCGGCCCAACCUUUCCCACCAUCCCUCCUUCUGCCCUGGCUGGACAUCUGGACUCUGGGCCCCGCACCACCAGGGUUCCGGAAACCCUCCCCGCCCAACUACGCGGCCUGGCCCCGCACGGCCCUGCCUCCAGAGCCCCCAGCCCUCCUCCACACCCGACUUGCGUCCACUCCUGGACCCCAGCUCCGCAUCCCCUCCUCGCCCCUCCCCCAGCCUGGACCCCGGUGGGAGAGAGGAGGGGUGUGCGCCCAGCGCCGUCCCCGCCCCGCCCCCCGUGAUUCCUCCUGUAUGGCCGGCCCGGGUGGGGGGUGCGGGGGGCCCCGGGCGCCAUGCGGGGGGGGCACAAAGGGGGUCGCUGUGCCUGUCCCCGUGUGAUUCGAAAAGUGCUGGCAAAAUGCGGCUGCUGCUUCGCCCGGGGGGGACGUGAAUCCUAUUCCAUUGCUGGUAGUGAGGGGAGUAUAUCGGCUUCUGCUGCCUCGGGUCUAGCUGCCCCCUCGGGCCCCAGCUCUGGCCUCAGCUCUCAUCCUUGUUCCCCUGGCCCCCCAGGGCCAGUCAGUGGCCUGAGAAGAUGGUUGGAUCAUUCCAAACAUUGUCUCAAUGUGGAAACUGAGGCAGACAGUGUUCAAGCAGGACCAUAUGAGAACUGGAUGCUAGAGCCAACUCUAGCCAGAGGAGAGGAACUGCCAGAACUGACUUUGUUGACCACACUGUUGGAGAUCCCUUCAGAUAAGACACAGCCACCCGAAGAGGAGACUUUGUCACAGGCUCCUGAGAAUGAGGAGGAGCAGAAGAAGAAGGCUCUGGAAAGGAGUAUGUAUGUCCUGAGUGAGCUGGUAGAAACAGAGAAAAUGUAUGUGGAUGACUUGGGGCUGAUUGUGGAGGGUUACAUGGCUACCAUGGCGGCUCAAGGGGUCCCUGAGAGUCUUCGAGGUCGUGACAGGAUUGUGUUUGGGAAUAUUCAGCAAAUCUACGAGUGGCACAGAGACUAUUUCCUGCAGGAGCUCCAGCGGUGUUUGAAGGAUCCUGAUUGGUUGGCUCAGCUCUUCAUCAAACAUGAGCGUCGGCUGCACAUGUAUGUGGUGUACUGUCAGAAUAAGCCCAAGUCAGAACAUGUGGUGUCCGAGUUUGGGGACAGCUACUUUGAGGAGCUCAGGCAGCAGCUGGGGCACCGCCUGCAGCUCAAUGACCUCCUCAUCAAACCAGUACAGAGGAUCAUGAAGUACCAGCUGUUGCUCAAGGAUUUCCUCAAGUAUUACCGUAGAGCUGGGAUGGAUACCGAAGAGCUGGAGCAAGCUGUGGAGGUCAUGUGUUUCGUGCCCAAGCGCUGCAAUGAUAUGAUGUCUCUGGGGAGGCUGCGGGGAUUUGAGGGCAAACUGACAGCUCAGGGAAAGCUCUUGGGCCAGGACACUUUCUGGGUCAUAGAGCCUGAGGCUGGGGGUCUACUCUCUUCCCGGGGUCGAGAGAGACGUGUCUUCCUCUUCGAGCAAAUCAUCAUCUUCAGCGAGGCACUGGGAGGAGGAACCCGAGGGGUCACACAGCCUGGCUAUGCUUACAAGAGCAGCAUCAAGGUGAGCUGCCUGGGACUGGAGGGGAACCUCCAAGGUGACCCUUGCCGCUUCGCACUGACUUCCAGAGGGCCGGAGGGUGGGGUCCAACGCUAUGUCCUGCAGGCUUCAGACCCUGCAGUCAGUCAGGCCUGGAUCAAGCAAGUGGCUCAGAUCCUGGAAAGCCAGCGGAACUUUCUCAAUGCAUUGCAGUCACCUAUUGAAUACCAGAGACGGGAGAGCCAGACCAAUAGCCUGGGGCGGCCAGGAGGGCCUGGGGUGGGGAGCCCCUGGAGAAUGCAGCCUGGAGCCCAGGUCAGCACACACACACCCAUCAAUGGCUCUCUCCCUUCCCUGCUGCUGUUGCCCAAAGAGGAGGUAGCCAGAGCCCCCCUGCCUCUGGACACCCAGGCCCUCAGUGAAACCCCCCAGGCUCAUCAUGACUAUCCCCUAGCCCCUCCAACUCCAAACACCCCUCCCUGCCAGGCCAGACUUGCCAAGCUGGAUGAAGAUGAGCUGUGACUGGUGAAGGCUAUGGGGAGGGUACUGAUUCAGCCACUUAUUCUCCAAAGAACUUUCAGGGCAAUCUUUCUGGAGACGCUCCAGAACUCCUUCCUCUUGGCGUGUGUGGAGGGAGGGCAAAGCUUGGAGAGAUAUCAGUGUGGAGUAAAGUACCUAGACCCCAAAGGACUCCUUUCGAACCCAAGGAGUCUAGAACCCUUCAGCUCCACCCUGUGCAUGUAUCAUGGUUCCCUCAAAUGGAGGUUUUGAGGGGGUUGGGAGAGAGGGCUAGGACAAUAAAAAUUACUGGCUUUGGUUUUGAUUUUGUUUUUUCCAGUUUUCUGUGAAUAAAGGUUUUGUUAUAUCA